UACAGGGGACAAAAGGCUGGUAAAGAAACAAUCUCCGCCAUCAAAAUUGUCCUUUUGGACUCGGCUUUUCGCGCUCCCCGAUAUGGACACUUUUUUCUUUUUUGUGUGUGUAUUGUAAUGAAAUUUGUGAAAUCCAUUUUCUUCCCAAUCAGUACAGUGAAAGGAAAAGGAUUUCUUUUAAGCGUCUGAAAAUUCAAAUUUGUUAGGUCAAUAAGCAAUUAAACAUGGACUUGUAUUUGUAACUUGGCCUAAUUUUUAUGUGUAUAACCGGGCGACGGAUAAAAAUGGAGCAGGAUUCUCUGCUACAACGUUACCGUCGCGAUCGCCGGAAGCUCUUGGAGUUUUUGUUAUCUUCCGGUUUGAUAAAGGAAGUACGGACGCCGUCCGGCUCCACUCCUCUCUACGACGCCGACUUCGACAAACUCAGUGCCGAUUACAUCCUCCACUGUAUUAAAUCUGGUGGAAUCGUUGAUGUUUCUGAAGCUUCUAAGAAGUACUAUGCAGAAUCUGCUCAUCCAAUAAUGAUUCAUUCUAAAUUAGGAGAUUCGUAUUUUCUUACUUCUGAUCCAGAUAUAGCUGGAUCUCCUCCUCGGCGGGUGCCUCCUUCAACUAGUGUUAGCAGUAAUAACCAUGCUUCAUCUUCAUCCAGUAAGCUGGAUUCUUUCGACAUGAAGAGUGUUGAAACUCAUGGGGAUGACUAUGGUUUGAAACAGAAAGUAGAAGCAGCUGUAGCUAGGGCUUCUUUCAGGGAUUCUGGAAUACCUUCUCUUGGGUUACCUACCCUCAAAACAGGAUUGUCUGAUGAUGACUUGCGGGAAUCAGCCUACGAGUUAUUGCUUGCAUCUAUGUUUUUUUCUGGGGUCGAAAUGUUUCCGGUUGAGGAUAGGAAGAAAGAAAAGAAUUCAAAAUUUUUGUCUAGAUUAAAGAGUAAAAGGGAAAAACCACAUUCAAGACCUCAGCUGUCAGAAAGACAUUCAGAACUUGUUGAUACUAUUCGUGCACAAAUGCAGAUUUCAGAAGCAAUGGAUGCAUGUAUUCGGCGAAAUAUGGUACAACUUACUGCAAGAAGAACAUGUGGGCAAAUUGAUCUGCCUCAAAUCUCAUUAGAGCUACUCAUUGGCAUUUUCAGAUCUGAUUUUCCUAAUGAAAAAUCUUAUAUACAAUGGAAGAGUAGACAGGUGAAUAUACUAGAAGAAGUUCUAUAUUUUUCAGCUGAACUUCCAGAAACAGAACGUGUAAUCAUUAAAACUUGUCUUGCAAAGAUUAGAGAUACAAAGGAAUGGGAUGUUGCAAUGUCUCCUGCUCAACGAGUUGAGAUUAUAUCAUCUAUUAGACAGGUGGCAUCAAAAGCGUUCUUCCAGCAGGGGAAGUUUGGUCUGCAAAAUGAAACCUAUUACUGGCAAGCUGCUUAUCAUUUGAACAUUAGACUUUAUGAGAAAUUAUUGAAUGGUGUUUUUGACAUUCUUGAUGAAGGCCAACUCAUAGAGGAAGCAGAUGCAAUACUGUCACUUAUAAAACUGACUUGGUCCACUUUAGGCAUCACCGAUAAAUUGCACGAUGCUCUAUAUGGGUGGGCUCUUGUUCAACAGUUUGUUGACACUGCUGAAGGCACUUUGUUGGAGCAUGCUGUUCUUCAGUUGCAGAGAGUUGUAUCUGCUAAAGAAGAUGACUGUAAUGAAGGGCAAUAUAUGAAUAGUAUAACAUGUUUAAAGGAAAGAAAUGGCAGUCAAAAAAAGCUAAAUCUGGUGCAGUCCAUUUUCCUGUCCAUAGGCACUUGGUGUGACAGUAAACUACAAGACUAUCAUCUACAUUUUAGUGAGAAACCUGUUCACUUCAAAAAAGUGGUGGCUUUGGCUUCGACUAUAGGAUUGCUCAGUUCUGCUGAUUGUGCUGAUAAGGUAAUUGUCAAUGCUUCUCGUGAGAAAGUUAAAAGUUAUGUAGAGAGGUCUCUUGAAGCUGCGAUCGGGAGGGUGGCAGUUACUGUUCUUGAAUCUAAAGAAAGGACACAUCGGUUGGCUCUACUUGCAAACCAACUAAGACUGAUUGCUGACAGGGAGUUAAAAAUAUUUUUCCCAGUAUUGCGUCAGUGGUCUUCUGAAUCUAUGAUGAUUUCAGUGCAGAAACUACACCAAUUUUAUGGGGAAAUACUGAUUACAUUCCUAAAGGGAGUCUCAUCUUUAUCUGAAGAUGCUAGAUCAGUGCUUCCUGCUGCCUAUGCCCUGGACAACGAACUUGGCCAACUUUAUACUUCUGCUCUUGAGGAACAGAAAGUGCAGCACUCUCCUAGACCAUAUUUGGACCAUUACCAGAUUGAAAAAGUCUCAGGGCCAUUAAUUAUUGAUUGGGUGAUUGGUCAGCAUACUCACAUACUGGAAUGGACAAGAAGAGCAUUGGAACUUGAGGAUUGGGAGCCGUUGUCAUUUCAUCAAAGGCAGGCAGCAUCAAUAGUUGAAGUUUUUAGGAUAUUGGAGGAGACAGUGGAUCAACUCUUUGGAAUGAAUCUCCCUCUGGACAUUACUCAUCUGCAAGCCCUUCUAUCUAUAGUUUUCCACAGUUUGGAUGCAUAUCUGCAGAGAGUUCUCAAUCAGUUAGUUGAGAAGAAUCAUCUCUACCCAUCGGCCCCUCCAUUGACUCGUUACACUGAGACAGCUAUUCCACUAAUUAAGAAGAGGUUGAAUGAAUACAAAGUCUUAGAUGACAUCAUGCUUGAUAGAUUGAAUGAACUGACAAUACCCAAACUCUGCAUCCGGCUGAACACCCUUCAGUAUAUUCAGAAACAGGUUGGCGUACUUGAAGAUGACAUUCGAAACUCUUGGGCAGCUGUAAGGCCAUCCCUUAACCAAACACAGGCUGAAGAAGAGCCUGUGGAGAUUUUGGAGAGUGACUCACUAACACAUAACGAAACAGUAGAUGAACUCUUUGGUACGACCUUUAACAUCAUCAGGGAUACUGCUAAAGAUAUUGGCCAAAAAACUUGUGACCUGAUUGGAACAAGAGUUGUGUUUUGGGAUCUUAGAGAUGCAUUCCUGUUUCAUUUAUAUCGCGGCAAUGUUGAAAGCACUCGUUUGGAGAAUUUUCUUCCCGAUUUCGACAUGGUUCUGGACAAUGUAUGUGGCGUGAUAGAUGAUGCUGUUAGAGAUGUUGUAGUUAUAAGUAUUUAUAAGGCUUCAUUGGAAGGCUUUGUUUGGGUAUUACUUGAUGGAGGUCCUUGCCGUGCCUUCUCUGAUUCGGAUAUCAUCCUUAUGGAAGAAGACCUUUUGACACUAAAGGAAUUUUUCAUUGCCGAUGGAGAAGGCCUUCCAGAGUCUUUAGUUGAGCAGGAAGCAAAAUUUGCUGAACGCAUUCUUCACAUGUUUUCUCUUCAGACCGAAACUGUUAUUCAAAUGCUAAUGACUGCAAGUGAGCUCAUUUCAAUGGGAUUAGAUUCAAACAAACAAGGCCAUACAAACUUGGGGGAUGCUCACAUUUUAAUGCGAGUAUUAUGCCACAAGAAAGAUAGGGAGGCAUCAAAGUUCUUAAAAGUGCAAUAUCAGCUACCCAUGUCUUCAGAUUAUGACGAUACUCCCUUAGGGGAUUCGACCUCAAGAUUGCCUCGUAUGUCAGAUGUUCUUAAGCGAAGCACCUCAAUUCGCUGGAACAAGAAACGACAAAGUAGUUUUAAAUCGAUGAAGAAGAAAAUUCAAGGAGCAACAAACGAAAUCAGAAAUGUUGGAAGGUAAUGUAGCUGCGAAAUCAUGUUUGCAUAUAGGGCUUUAUUUAUAUCUUCAUCAAAUCUCAAUAGAGCAUUCUAGCUGUCUCCUUGUGCUUAGAAAAUGAGCUGGGUCUCUAAAUCCAAUUUAUUUAUAGUUGCAUGCAAGUAAAAAAGGCCAAUGGUGGUAACACUAAUUAGGGACUUAGGCAUCAUGCAUACAACUUAUUUAUGAAUGUAAUGUUCUGUCGGUACAAAUUCGUGUAAAUCUACCCUCCAAACCAAGAAUACCGAGAGAAACGAGGCCUACCCCAAUAACUAAAUACCUAUCCAAGUUUUGUUUUAGUAGUGAUCAAACUGUAAACUUUCAUUUUUUGGCUCUUGUUUUUCUUAUUUCAUAUGUUUUAGCUGGUUGCAAUUGUUGAAGGGAAUGAGAGAUCCUAAUAUUUUGGGUUUGAAGUAGUGAAAGGACAUCGGUUUUCAUUCAUUUUCUUCCUUUUUCUCUAUUAUAUGAUGUAAUAGGCCGACUUUAAUCAAUUUUUAUUAUCUUCCAUUAAUUAUGUGGAUUUUUUUUUAA
Molecule: messenger RNA, 4265 nt
Organism: Gossypium raimondii (Peruvian cotton)
Lineage: Eukaryota; Viridiplantae; Streptophyta; Magnoliopsida; Malvales; Malvaceae
Product: protein unc-13 homolog
Exons: 26
Coding region: 258-3719 (1153 amino acids)
Source: RefSeq, a predicted model, not a curated record